CGACCCCAGCCUUGAGUGCCGCGAUUCCUGCGAAUGGCACCAUUAUAUUGGACAUGAUGGAGCACUCUGCUGCUUAUAUCUUCAACCAGAGUGAAGUAUCCGACGAGCUGGCUGUCGGCUACCUUCAGGUGGAGAAAGGCAAGUCGCCACUUCUCGCCCAGACGUGGGAUGCAGCAGUAAUGUUCCGGAGGAACACCUCCAGGCUGAGACAUAUCCAGGUACCAGACGGACUUAGAGAAGAACAUGUGUUGGCUGUCAUUGCCUAUACUGUACAUAGCGGCCUCUUCAGCAAGUUCAACGAAGCGCUGAGACAGUACGGGACUUGCGACUCGCUCUACGCCAAGAUGUUCCCUUUUAAAAGUUUCCAUUACCUUCUCUCCAUUGCGCUCGAGCGAAUUGGAAAGAACAGCAGGGCGGAGCCAGUCACCACCUACAGAGGGAUGCAGAUGCAGGCUGUGGCACAGCCGGGACACAACAUGAAAUUUGGAUACUUCGCAUCUUCCUCUCUCAAGUCGAACAUCGCCCAUAUGUUCGGUAAUAAAACACUAUUGAUCAUAAGAUCGCGGAUGGGCGUCAAUAUCGCCAAAUACUCGGCUUUCGAGGGUGAGGAAGAGGUGCUGAUCCCUCCCUAUGAGGUCUUCAAUAUCACGGAGUACCGCCCACGUACUGACGGGGUUAAUGUUUCACUUGACGCAGUUGUGAAGAGCAAUGGGAUACAUGUCAGAGUGGAGCGGGGCCCGGGCUGCGAGAUGCGGGUGACGAGGAGCGCUGCCACCGCUAUAUCCGCUCUGGGGCUGUACUGUGCCCUGGCGCUACUGGCUUCCACUUUCAUGUGAGGACACUGAAUCAAACGGAAGCGAAACAGGCCACUCGGCCCGUCUUGUGCAAGAUGCCCUGUUUGCUUGCCACAUUUUGUCUCUGUCACACUCAACCUUUCAGAUCCAUGUAACUGUCCGAAUGUAUUUUAGCAAUGAGAGA
Amblyraja radiata (thorny skate) is the source of this 978-nucleotide messenger RNA. Its product is annotated as GPI-linked NAD(P)(+)--arginine ADP-ribosyltransferase 1-like. The record is from RefSeq and is a predicted model, not a curated record. Lineage: Eukaryota; Metazoa; Chordata; Chondrichthyes; Rajiformes; Rajidae. The coding region runs from base 54 to 836 and encodes 260 amino acids. The transcript has a single exon. Gene Ontology annotation, molecular function: NAD+-protein-arginine ADP-ribosyltransferase activity; NAD+ poly-ADP-ribosyltransferase activity.